UCUGUUUCGUUAAACCCUGUAAUAACUGAAUCCUCUCUUGUUCUGUAACAACCACACUCCCAUCUUACGACGUCGUUUUUGGAGGGAGCUAUGAAUCCCUCGUUCACUCUCAUCCCUUCUUCACAGCAUCACCGUUCCCUCCUUCCUCUUCCCUUCACCCCUCUCACUUCAAAACGACGCUGUUUUAGAGUCUCCUUACCACGUUGUUCUUCCGCCUCCUCUUCGCCGCUGCCAGUCCAUAAGGACCUCACCGGAGUUGAGCUCCUCGUCGACAAGCUAUCGCCUUCGCUGCGGUUGGCUACCUCCGCCGCUGUCGUCGCCGGCGCCAUCGCCGCCGGGUACGGUCUAGGCUCCAAGUUUGGCGGAAGCCGUAAUGCCGCCCUGGGCGGAGCCGUUGCUUUGGGCGUGGCCGGUGGCGCCGCCGCAUACGCUCUGAAUGCGGUUGCUCCGCAAGUUGCAGCCGUGAAUUUGCAUAACUAUGUGGCCGGGCUUGAUCACCCUUCCAUGUUGAAGAAGGAAGACAUUGAUGGAAUCGCCAACAGGUAUGGUGUGAACAAGCAGAAUGAGGCAUUUAAAGCAGAGAUUUGUGAUAUAUAUUGCCAGUUCGUGUCGUCUGUGCUUCCUCCUGGUGGUGAGGAACUUAAAGGUGAUGAGGCUGACAGGAUCAUCAGCUUCAAGAAUUCUUUAGGAAUUGAUGACCCGGAUGCGGCUGCUAUGCAUAUGGAGGUUGGUAGGAAAAUUUUCAGGCAGAGGCUUGAAGUUGGGGAUCGUGAAGCAGAUAUUGAGCAACGCCGGGCAUUUCAGAAGUUGAUUUAUGUGUCAAAUCUUGUUUUUGGAGAAGCAUCAUCUUUCCUUCUGCCUUGGAAGCGUGUUUUCAAGGUCACUGAUUCCCAGGUUGAAGUAGCUAUACGUGACAAUGCCCAGCGAUUGUAUGCUUCCAAGCUGAAAUCAGUUGGCAGAGAUAUUGAUGCAGAGAAACUUGUUACGCUUAGAGAAGCUCAAUGUUUGUAUCACCUUUCUGAUCAGCUUGCUGAAAACUUGUUUAAGGAGAGUACAAGGAAAUUGGUUGAGGAAAAUAUUUCAGUAGCACUUGAUAUACUUAAAUCCCGCACUAGAGCAGCCCCUGGAGUCAGCCAAGCCGUGGAGGAGCUUGAUAAGACAUUGGCAUUCAAUAACUCACUCAUCUCAUUAAAGAAACAUCCGGAUGUCGAUCGCUUUGCCCGAGGUGUUGGCCCAGUUUCUUUACUGGGUGGUGAGUAUGAUGAUGACGGAAAAAUAGAGGACUUGAAACUCCUUUACAGAGCAUAUGUUACAAAUACUUUGUCUGGUGGUUGCAUGGAAGAUAAUAAGCUUGCUGCACUAAAUCAGCUGAGGAAUAUAUUUGGGUUGGGUAAACGUGAAGCAGAAGCCAUUAGACUUGAUGUUACAUCAAAAGUAUAUCGCAAACUCCUUGCACAGGCUGUUUCAGGUGGUGAUCUAGAAAUGGCAGAUAGCAAAGCAGCAUUCCUUCAAAAGUUGUGUGAUGAAUUGCACUUUGAUCCACAAAAGGCCAGUGAAAUUCAUGAAGAAAUCUACCGGCAAAAGCUUCAGCAAUUGGUGGCUGAUGGGGAGCUCAGUGAGGAGGACGUUUCUGCUUUGUUGAGGUUACGUGUAAUGCUCUGUAUACCUCAACAUUCUGUUGAAGCAGCUCACUCAGAUAUCUGUGGCAGUUUGUUUGAAAAGGUUGUCAAUGAUGCAAUUGCAUCAGGGGUUGAUGGAUAUGAUGCUGAUAUCAAGAAAUCAGUAAGAAAAGCAGCAUAUGGCUUGCGACUAACCCGGGAGACUGCUAUGUCUAUUGCAAGCAAGGCCGUAAGGAAGAUAUUUAUUAAUUACAUAAAACGUGCACGAGCAGCUGGAAAUCGUACAGAGUCUGCUAAAGAACUCAAGAAGAUGAUAGCUUUCAACACAUUGGUUGUGACUGAGUUGCUGAAGGACAUUAAAGGGGAGUCAGCUGAUGUAUCAGCUGGGGAGUCAGCUGAUGUAUCGGAUGAAGAUCCUGUAAAGGAGGACGUCACACAAACUGAAGAUGAAGAAUGGGAUUCUCUUCAGACACUUGAGAAAAUAAGGCCAAACAAAGAACUUGUAGCUAAGUUGGGGAACCCUGGUCAGACAGAAAUUACUCUUAAAGAUGACCUUCCUGAAAGAGAUAGGACUGAUCUUUAUAAGACUUACCUGCUUUUCUGCCUAACUGGUGAAGUGACAAGGGUUCCAUUUGGUGCCCAGAUCACUACUAAAAAGGAUGAUUCAGAAUAUGUUUUUCUAAAUCAACUUGGUGGGAUUCUAGGUUUGAGUAGUAAAGAAAUAGUGGAAGUACAUAAAAGUCUAGCAGAGCAAGCUUUUAGGCAACAAGCUGAGGUCAUUUUAGCUGAUGGACAGUUGACAAAGGCCAGGGUGGAGCAGCUUAAUAGUCUGCAGAAGCAAGUAGGCUUACCUCAAGAAUAUGCUCAGAAAAUAAUCAAGAGUAUUACCACUACCAAAAUGGCAGCUGCACUUGAAACUGCAGUAACUCAAGGGAGGCUGAGUAUUAAGCAGAUAAGAGAGCUUAAGGAAGCCAAUGUUGAGAUAGACAGCAUGGUAUCUGAGAACUUGAGAGAGACACUCUUCAAAAAAACUGUUGAUGAUAUUUUCUCAUCAGGCACUGGAGAUUUUGAUGAGGAGGAAGUAUUUGAAAAAAUCCCAUCGGAUCUCAACAUUAAUAAAGGGAGAGCAAGAGGCGUUGUUUGUGAGCUGGCACAAACUAGGUUAUCUAAUUCACUCAUUCAGGCCGUGGCACUAUUAAGACAGAGAAAUCAUGAAGGAGUGGUUUCUUCACUCAAUGAUAUGCUGUCUUGUGACAAAGCAGUACCCUCACAGCCCCUCUCAUGGGAAGUGCCAGAGGAGCUUGCUGAUCUUUACACUAUAUACAUGAAGAGUAAUCCAACUCCUGAAAAAUUAUCUCGUUUGCAGUAUUUGUUGGGCAUAAAUGAUUCCACAGCAGCUGCUCUUCGGGAGACAGGAGAAUUGCUUAAUAAUACUUCGGAGGAAGAGUUUAUAUUCUAAGUGUUAUAACAAAAUAGUUAGCAACAUGCAUAUUGGAGAGAGAUACAUUCUGAAAAAGGAAAGUGAUCAGAACUGAUUUUACAACUGGGCUGACCAUGUGAUCUUCCUCUAUACAAAUGGCCUGGAUCCUUCUUGAGUCAAAGCAUCUUGCAGUUUGGAACAGCUUUAAUUCAUGGGUCUUCAAUGGAACAAGAUGGGGGGUGUACCUGCAAGACAUUCCGACGCUCAAGUCAGUUAUGGUUCAAGCAGGUUUCAAUUAUGUAGAAGAAGAUGUGUACCUUAGUGUGGAUACAUAUAUAUUUAUAGUAGAGAGAUGAACAUCUUUGCAAGUGGUGAGACAUACUUGGAGAUGAAGUAUUCAGAAAGAUGUAGAAGGGGCAACUUGAUGUCAUGUAGUUUUUAAUGUUGAGAAGCUUGCUGUUAUUAAGGAAUCUUUGCUGUCAUAAGUUUUUACUGUUGUCCAGCUUGAUGAGUAUUGUGAUAGAGAUGAGGUUGCUUUAAUAUUGAGGAGCUUGUUAUCAUGUAGCCUUUUAUUAUUGUGGAGCUUGUAGCCUUUAUUGACUAAGGCUUUGCUUCAUUGCGAAGAUUUUUGA
This is a messenger RNA of Gastrolobium bilobum, 3671 nucleotides long. Its product is annotated as protein TIC110, chloroplastic-like. Bases 91 to 3078 code for a protein of 995 amino acids. Gene Ontology annotation, biological process: protein import into chloroplast stroma. Gene Ontology annotation, cellular component: TOC-TIC supercomplex I. Lineage: Eukaryota; Viridiplantae; Streptophyta; Magnoliopsida; Fabales; Fabaceae. The transcript has 16 exons. The record is from RefSeq and is a predicted model, not a curated record.